Molecule: messenger RNA, 555 nt
Organism: Caenorhabditis briggsae
Lineage: Eukaryota; Metazoa; Nematoda; Chromadorea; Rhabditida; Rhabditidae
Exons: 3
Biological process (GO): regulation of mitochondrial ATP synthesis coupled proton transport; positive regulation of proton-transporting ATP synthase activity, rotational mechanism; peptidyl-lysine trimethylation
Cellular component (GO): mitochondrion
Molecular function (GO): protein-lysine N-methyltransferase activity
Source: RefSeq, a predicted model, not a curated record
AACACGGGUCUGGUGAUUGCCGGUGUGGCAGGCGCGACGGCGCUCGUCAUCUCGGCUGCGGCCGUUCCGUUCGUGGCUCCAGCACUGCGUCGCGUCUGCAUUCCGUAUGUUCCAGCCACCACUGAACAGCUUGCAAACGUCUCCCGCGCACUAAACUUAGCUACAAAGAACUCAAAAGGCACCCUUAUUGAUCUAGGAUCCGGCGAUGGCCGUGUUGUUCUUCAAUGUGCCAAGGAAGGUUACAAAAGUACUGGAGUGGAGCUGAACUCAAUUCUCGUCGCCUAUUCGAAAUACCGUUCCAUAAAGGAGGGAUUGGGCAAAGAAGCUAGAUUCAUGCGAAAAAAUAUCUUCAAAACUGAUCUCAGUCCGUACGAAAUCGCAGUGAUCUUUGGAGCAGAAAGUUUGAUGGGAGAUUUGGUGCCGAAGCUGAGUGAGAUGCGAUCCAACACGAAUCUUCUCGCUUGUCGAUUCCCGCUACCGGAGAAUGAUGCGUGGAAAUUGGAGCAUCAAAUCGGAGAAGGCAUUGAUGCUGUAUGGGUUUACAAGAGAAAUUGA